CCCCCGCCUCCGUCGACGCCUCCCCCAAAUCGAAGCGAGGCCUAAAACCCUAGGUAAGCCCCCGGCACCGCCCCGCCUCGCCGCCGCACCGGAUCUCGCCGUCGCCGUCGCCGUCGCCAUGGACAUGGCAGCGAUGAACGACCCGGAGAGGCUCUUCUUCUUCGACCUCGCCUGCAAGACCGCCAAAUCCACCUACGACGAGAACCCGCUCGACGCCGACAACCUGACGCGAUGGGGCGGCGCGCUGCUGGAGCUGUCGCAGAUGCAGAACGGCCCUGAGAGCCUCAAGUGCCUCGAAGAUGCUGAGUCUAAGCUGGAUGAAGCACUGAGAAUUGAUCCCAACAAGGCUGAUGCACUCUGGUGCUUGGGGAAUGCCCUGACCUCUCGUGGAUUCUUCACUUCGGAAACUGUCCAGGCUAAUGAAUGCUUUGAAAAAGCAACUGGUUGUUUCCAGAGGGCUGUUGAUGUGGAACCAGCAAAUGAGUUGUACAGGAAGUCAUUGGAUUUGUCAUCAAAGGCACCUGAACUGCAUAUGGAGAUCCAUAGGCAAAUCGCAUCUCAAGCCUCGCAAGGAGCACCCUCGUCCUCAAAUGCAAGGCAAUCAAGGAAAAAGAAGAAGAACAAUGACUUCUGGUAUGAUCUGGCUGGAUGGGGAAUUCUUCUCGUUGGCAUCGGUGUUUGGCUAGGAGUGGCCAACAGUCAAGCCAAGGAGGCACAACCACCUCACAUGUCACACCAGCCUAACAUGUGAUUCAAGACGAGACUUGGAAAAAGGGAAACCUGCAAAUGGCAUGCCUAUGUUAGGACUUAGCAAAAGUUAUGGAGAGGAAAUGGUGUUUCCAUGUUGCGGUUUUUUGUGGAAUUUUUCGACAUGCGGCGGGCCUUGAUGAGGUUUGUCUUGUCAUACGACGCUGGAUAUGCUUCUUACUUUAUGCGCUUCUCUUGUUAGCGGGAACCAUUGCUGUGGUUAUGGCCUUUUCACAUGCCCUAGAUAAUACAGUAUUGAGUACUGAUGUGCUUAUAAGCGGCAUAUACCUGCUUUCUGUGAUCAUUCUUUUUGUUUGCCAAUAAUUUGUAAUUGACUUUUGACGUGCUCA
Triticum urartu is the source of this 1097-nucleotide messenger RNA. Its product is annotated as putative mitochondrial import receptor subunit TOM20. Gene Ontology annotation, molecular function: protein binding. NCBI's taxonomy places the organism in Eukaryota, Viridiplantae, Streptophyta, Magnoliopsida, Poales, Poaceae. Gene Ontology annotation, biological process: protein insertion into mitochondrial outer membrane. Gene Ontology annotation, cellular component: mitochondrial outer membrane translocase complex. The record is from RefSeq and is a predicted model, not a curated record.